Aspergillus steynii IBT 23096 is the source of this 1614-nucleotide messenger RNA. RefSeq lists its product as uncharacterized. The transcript is spliced from 2 exons. Lineage: Eukaryota; Fungi; Ascomycota; Eurotiomycetes; Eurotiales; Aspergillaceae. The annotation marks the transcript as partial. The record is from RefSeq and is a predicted model, not a curated record.
CUCGAGCAGGAACCUCAGACCCCUGCCAAUGACUCCUCCGAUGCCCUGCGUCGUCAACAGAUUCAGCAGAAACGCUCCUCCCUCCCUGCGCGCCCUCAUGGUGCCGCUCGCCACGCCAAACGCUUGACCCUCAACUUUCCCAUCAACAUCCCCCCAAACACCUUCGAGCCGGGCAUCUCGACCCCCGUCUCCAUGACGCCCGUCACGCGGACUUCGACUCUGCAGUCCCCCGCGGCUCUGCCUCUCGACCCUCCGCUGCAGUUUGCCGACGACCAGGACGACGGCUCCGGUCUCUUGACGGCCAUCGCGUCGCAGGAACGCCGGGUGCUGGAGCUCCGCGAGGAGCUGUCCCGCGCCGAGACGCAGCUCGACUCGCUGAAGAAACAAUGGGCGGUGUCUGAGAAGACCAAGAAACGCACGGAGAUUAAUCAACGGGCCGAGCCCUUGAUCCCUCUCCGGUCCCCCGAUCGCCCCGGUCCCGCCGUCGACGAGAAUGCCCGCCAUUACAGAGACAGCAGCGUCGGCAGCUCCGAGAGCCCGUCGUCCGCCGCUCACCAUCCGCGAUUCAGCCGGGAGCUGGAACGCCGGCAGAGCAUGCGCGCCGCCGCCGCCAAGGGCACCUCCGUCUCGGCCAACGGCCGCCGCGUGUUCCAGGGUUCGCACACGCGGGCGUUGUCGCUGCUGUCGCCCGUCGCCGGCACGUCGACCUUCAAGCAGGAGGUGGAAGAGUCCGUCGCUCGUGUGGGCCGGCCUCCGCGAUCGGCGACGCUGCCGUCGUCCACGGAGCGCAGCCCCAUGGCCGUCGGGCACCUGGACGAAACAAACGAGCAGCUGUGGCGGUCGACGAUGCCGCCGCCGUCGCGCGAGGCGCUCGUGCGCACGGGCAAGCAGAUGGCCUCGGACCUGCGGGAGGGUCUCUGGACGUUCCUCGAGGAUAUCCGGCAGGCCACGGUCGGAGAGGAGGGGAUUAAUGCGACCGAGUCGCGGGCGAUGACGCCGGCUCGCAUGCGGGACUCGAGCUCGACGUCUCGCAGCCGAGACCGGCUGUCGGUGCAGGGAAGCAAGCCCUCGCGGUCUCCGUCGUCGUCGUCGAUGUCAACACGGAGCAAGGGCUCGGGGGCCAAAACUUCUGGUAAAGACUCUAAAUCGGCGGACAUAGAUUCGUCGUUCUGGAGUGAAUUCGGCAUUGAUCCAACUGGGCAGAAGUCCCCGAACGCUCGCGCAGCCUCCGGCACCCACACCACCAGCACCCCGAACGGAGCCGACGAUUCCAGCAAUCUCGAAGUUGACUGGGACAACAACGACUGGGACACGCCGCAGCCGAAGAAAAUGCACACCCCGUCCUCGAGUCGCUCCACGCUGGAAUCGAAACAUGACCAGUCCCCGAUGACCCAGGGCAGUAGUCCUCGGACGAGUGCCAGCUUCGGUGAUUGGCGCCCCAUCCACGAUUCCUCCAUCCCUGACCCCAGCGUGUCCGACGGCAUCCCCUGGCCCGCCAUCACCAAGGCGCCUUCGAAACUGACGCGCACCGCAUCGAACCUGAUGGCCGAAUGGGAACGCAGUCUCUCGCAGCCCAGCUCUCCGACUCUCGACAAAGACAGCAAGACCGACUAG